GCUUUCCCUUUGUGAAAUCGAAGAGCCGUUUUAACGGUUGAGCUGACCAACCGUCACACCCAAAUCCAAAUCGCCCCCUCCACUAUCCACAAAGAACAACAUAACCAAUUUCUAACCGGAGCUCCACCGCGCCGGUGAGCCAUGUUCGGCUCUCUGAACCUAUCCCCAUCCCCUAUUGUUCGACCGAUUUCGACCCGGAAAGUUAUUUCAAACAGCCGGAGCAAGAGAGUACUGUUUUCUGUUACAUCAUCUUCGGAAAACUCCAUGGCUUCCACCUCUGCCAGCACAAAUGAACCCAAAUCGGAAACUUCCCUUUUGGCUCCUCCUAAUUUCAAGGCGCCACAGCCCAAGCCUUUCAGGGCUAGGGGCGAUAAGCUCUUCGACGUAUUGGGAGCUGCUGUUGCUAUAGUCUUUCGACUGGGUACUGGCGCUACUGUUUCUGGAUAUUCAGCCUCCCUUGUUAGCAAGGAUAAAAUACCAUCUGACCAGUAUGCACUUGAAAUUGCAGGCUUCAAGGUGAAAGAGAGUUCAAGAGUGGGUCCUCGCCCAGAGAAGCCCAUUGAGAUAUACGAAUUUGAAAGCUGCCCCUUUUGUCGGAAGGUAAGGGAAAUUGUUGCAAUUUUGGAUCUUGAUGUGCUGUUCUAUCCAUGCCCAAGAAAUGGACCAAAUUUUCGUCCAAAGGUCGCACAAAUGGGAGGAAAACAACAGUUUCCUUAUAUGGUUGAUCCAAACACUGGGGCUGCAAUGUAUGAAUCAGAUGAGAUAAUAAAGUACCUGGUUGGAAAAUAUGGUGAUGGACAUGUCCCACUUUCUUUGUCUCUUGGUCCGCUAACUACAUUGUCAGCUGGCUUAGCUAUGAUUGGUAGAAUGGGAAAGGGAUCUUCCUAUACACCAUCUAAACUUCCACAAAAGCCUCUUGAUAUUUGGGCAUAUGAGCCUUCUCCGUUUUGUAAAAUUGUGCGUGAAGUACUUGUUGAACUUGAGCUGCCUCACAUACUUCACAGUUGUGCUCGGGGCAGCUCCAAACGUCAAACAUUGUACCAACGAGUUGGACAUUUCCAGGUUCCAUACUUAGAGGAUCCAAAUACCGGGGUGCAGAUGUUUGAGAGUGCAGAGAUUGUUGAAUAUCUACGGGCAACUUAUGCACUUAAAGGAGUGAGCUAAGGCGUGCUUAUCUCUCUGCAGUUUAUAUCGGUUUUGUCGAGACCUCAUAAGUAACAUCUUGGAGUGUUGAUAUAUGUCUUAAGACUUUAGUGUAACAGAAACCUAUUGAACGGCUAUUUUCCAUUAAAUGUGGUGUUCUGUGUUGCAUUUUCGAUUUAAAGCAGGCAUGGGACUUGGGACUUGGAACCUUAAAAACCGGGAAAACUGAUCCGAACCGAAUCAAAAUUGCAAUCUAGAUUUAUACUUUAUUAUGAACAGGUUUGGUAAUUUAGAUUUUGACGGUCUCUUAUCAAUCAUUUUUAUUAAACAUGUGAUUUGUAAUCUGGCACGUUAAAUUCUACACUAAACACGUGAUUUGUAAUCACAAUAAUUAUGAUUGAU
Molecule: messenger RNA, 1545 nt
Organism: Cuscuta epithymum
Lineage: Eukaryota; Viridiplantae; Streptophyta; Magnoliopsida; Solanales; Convolvulaceae
Source: the annotation of a GenBank genome assembly